Molecule: messenger RNA, 1185 nt
Organism: Microthlaspi erraticum
Lineage: Eukaryota; Viridiplantae; Streptophyta; Magnoliopsida; Brassicales; Brassicaceae
Source: the annotation of a GenBank genome assembly
AUGUUCACCAAAGAGAUGUUGACCGAGCAAUUCAGUCAAGUGUUGAUUAGCAAAGAUGAAGACAGUGGAAAAGACAUUGUUUCGUUGUCUAGAUCAGAGGAUUCAAAGGAUAAUGCCGAACAAACAGUAAGGAAGCAGACUAUGCAAAAGAAUAAAAAUACGGAGAAAAGACCGAUGGAGAAGAAAAAAGAGUUGCAGUGGAAACGAGAGAAUUGUGCGCAGCCAGUUGGCAAAGUGAUUAAGUUUACUGGUACAGGACCUAAGAAGAAAUGGCACUACAAGAAAUUCGAGUUUCAUGGAAGAAAAUAUGGACUGGAGGAUUCGGUGUUAGUGAUGGGAGAGUCCGCAGACCAAAAGCCCUAUGCCGCUAUCAUAAAGGACAUUUAUAUAAAAGGCAAAGAAGGAUACAUGAAGCUUGUAGUGCAGUGGUUUUAUCGUCCAGAAGAUGUCGAUGAAGAAUAUCUCGGAAAAUGGGAAUCCAAAGGUGCAAGGGACCUCUUCUACAGUUUCCAUCGCGAUGAAGUGUUUGCUGAAUCCGUGAAGCACAAUUGCAUUGUGCAUUUCGUGCCGGAUAACAAGAAAGUCCCAAACCGUAGAGAGCAUCCUGGUUUUAUUGUGCAGAAUCUUUACGAUUUUGUUAAGAAGAAGCUGCGAAAGUUCACUGAUAAUGAUUUUAACAAGCAGCAAAAACAUGAGAUUGAUAUUCUCUUGGCACAGACGAUGUCGCGAGUUGGCGAUCUUCCUGACAUUGAGAAGGAGCACAAUAUUACCAUGAAACCUAGGAGACUGAGUCCUAUCUUGGAGAAAUUUGGUAUGUUAACCGGAAAUUUGGAUCGUGACAAUAGAUUGGAUGAGCUUCUAAAGGCGGUGAAGCACAAGUGUCGUGUAACAGAGAAGAAACAAGCUGGUGAUUAUGAUCCUUUCUGGCCAGAUGAUGCAGUUCCUGUGGUGUGUGCUCUUGAGCAUGUUUUAUUUGAGUCUUUCGCAGAGGAUAUGCCAAAGUACAAUAACAUAUCGAAGGAGCUAGUUGAUACAUUCAAGAGUUCACAAGUGCUUGCUGAACGAAUCCUCAAUGGCGAAUUAAAACCAGAACAGAACGGUCAUACUCUUGACGAGAUAACAACUGUCAUCAAAGAAUCACCACUGAAGAGCGAUGAUCCAUCCACUUCUGGUCCAAAAGUAUAA